AUGCCACCGACAGAUCUACGGAAGCAAGUCGGACAGCUCUUCGCAGUUGGGUUCCAUGGUCUCGUUCCCAGUCCCGAGAUCAAAACUCUGAUCCGCGACUAUGGCCUCGGAGGUAUCGUUCUAUUCAAACGGAACAUCCGCGAUGCAGAACAGCUCCAGUCCUUAACGUUUGCACUUCAAAACGAGGCAAAGGUCGCUGGACAUGAACAUCCUCUGUUUAUUGGAAUUGACCAAGAGAACGGACUCGUCACCAGGAUAUCACCCCCAGUCGCUGCUCAGGUUCCGGGUCCAAUGGCAUUGGGUGCUACCAACUCCGAAGCGCUCGCUCAUGAGGCCGGCAAGGUUACUGGACAAACGCUGGACUUCUUCGGUAUCAACAUGAAUUAUGCACCUGUCUGCGAUAUCAAUUCGGAGCCAUUGAACCCAGUGAUCGGGGUUCGAAGCCCCGGUGAUGACCCCGAAUUCGUUGGUAAGGUUGCCAGUGCUCAAGCAAAGGGUCUUAGGGAGCAGAAGAUCGUCCCCAGCGUUAAGCACUUUCCCGGACAUGGCGACACAGCGGUGGACUCUCACUACGGACUCCCUGUGAUAUCCAAAACUAGAGAUCAGUUGGAACGAUGUGAGUUAGUUCCGUUUCGCAGAGCGGUCGCGGAAGGCAUUGAGACUGUAAUGACAGCACACAUAUCUUUGCCUGCAAUUGGUGAUGGGGAGCUACCAGCGACGCUUUCUGUCGACGCCCUGAACAUUCUUCGCAAGGAUAUGAACUACGACGGCAUGGUGAUUACCGAUUGUCUUGAAAUGGACGGUAUUCGUGCUACAUACGGCACGGAGCAGGGCGCAGUCAUGGCGUUGAAAGCCGGAAGCGACAGCAUUAUGAUUUGCCAUACCUACGCUGUGCAGGUAGCUUCGAUUGAUCGAGUCUGCGAAGCGGUACAAUCCGGAAAAAUACCAAUGCCCCGUUUUGAGCAAGCCCUUCGUCGGGUCGCCAAGCUCAAAGACAUAUUCUUGACUUGGGAUACUGCUCUACGGCCAAAGGCGAUCGAAGAUCUCGCGUCUAUCAACACAGAAACUGCUGCGGUGGCGAAAGAAGCUUACUCCCGAUCAGUGACGGUCGUUCGGAGCAAGGCAGAUAUCCUUCCCUUGUCCAAAUCAUCAAAGAUCGUGUUCCUUUUUCCAGGCGCAAAUACGCCCGCUGGGGGUGCAGUGGAUGGGGAAGGGCUUGGAAGGAAGGGAUCAUACGAUGCUACCGUCUAUCUCAACAUUAUCCACAAAUACAACACUAAUGCUGUUGAGAUUGGCUAUGGAAUGGAAGGUCUAUCAGCGGAGCAAUGGCGUCAAAUCGAAGCCGCGGAUAUUGUGAUCUUUACUUCCAUCAACGCACGAGAGUCUCCCUAUCAAAGGAUGCUAGGGUUGGAGCUACCAAAGCGCGUACGAGAAUUGGUUGCCAUAGCAGCUUGCAAUCCCUACGACUUUCUUGAAGACUUUAACAUCGAAACGUACGUUGCCACAUACGAACCAACUGUCGAAGCCUUCUCUGCCGCCAUGGAUGUGAUUUUUGGAGCGGCACCUGCGAAAGGGGUCUUGCCGGUCGGGCCCAAGCACACGACAGACAUCCCAAUUGCGGUGUCAUCGCUGGACCUUGGUAGUGAUUUAGAACAUUUGACCACGGUGUGGAACAAAGCAUUUUCUACAUACCCGUUGUCUAGCGACAGAUUGCGCACUCUGUUGGAUCGGCCAAGUGGACACUACUUUGUUGCCUGGUCUGGAUCGGUGCUUGCUGGAUUCUCGCUUGCAUACACUACAGUCAACGGAGGGAUCACGUCGGGUCAGUUGGCAGUGGUCGCUGUGGAUCCUGCAUAUCAAGGGAGGGGUGUUGGGACAACCCUGAUAACGGAAAUUCGGACAUGGUUCAGGCGAAAUUUCGGACUCAAUCGCCUAGCCUUAGGAAGUACCUUUCCUCGCUUUUGGCCUGGAAUCCCGACAGAUCUGCCGUCAAAGAUCCAAGAAUUCUUUAUUCAUCGGGGAUUCCGGCUCAAUCCACCAACAUCGCGAUCUGUUGAUCUGUACCAAGAUAUCAGAGGUUUCCAGGCUCCCGAGAAGUACGUACAUCGGGCAAAAGAGCGGCAAUACACCUUUGGUGUUCUCCUUCCAGAGCAUCAUAAAAAGUGUGUGGCAGCUCAGAAACGGAAUUUCACUGAUUAUACGGGUUGGGUUGAGGCGUACAUGGUACUCCAUCCCGACAAAUACCCGUCAAACGUGAUGGUUGCAUUUGACAAGGAAGGGAACCAGGUGGGCUGGACCCUGAUGCUUCCUCCUUCAUCACCUCUCCUCCAGCGAGACUGGGCUUUCCCCCCUCUUUGUGGCCCCAAGACUGGCUUGAUUGGUUGCGUGGGAGUCGACGUGGCUCAUCGGAAGGGAGGUGUUGGAUUAGCUCUUAUGUGCCAUGCGAUUGAGAACAUGAAGCAGAGAGGUAUUGAAGGUGUCUUUGUUGACUGGGUUAGUUUGGAUGGUUGGUACGAACAGCUUGGAUUCGAAGUUUGGCGCAGCUAUCGGCCGGGUAUAAUUUGA
This is a messenger RNA of Aspergillus chevalieri, 2565 nucleotides long. RefSeq names its product putative beta-N-acetylglucosaminidase. The record is from RefSeq and is a predicted model, not a curated record. Bases 1 to 2565 code for a protein of 854 amino acids. Gene Ontology annotation, biological process: peptidoglycan turnover; carbohydrate metabolic process. Lineage: Eukaryota; Fungi; Ascomycota; Eurotiomycetes; Eurotiales; Aspergillaceae. The transcript has 4 exons. Gene Ontology annotation, molecular function: hydrolase activity, hydrolyzing O-glycosyl compounds; acyltransferase activity, transferring groups other than amino-acyl groups.